UGCAGUGGCUCACCAUCUCAAUUUCAACCGAGUGCCCGUCACAGUUCCUCUCCCACAAACCACACUGGGAAUCUGCCAUGGCCAUGAUUCAUCAUUCCCAAACCGCAAGCCGACGUUCUGAGCUGUGUUUAUCACUCCAUCCUGGAGGCUAUCGCUCUGAGCAUUCAUCAUUCAAUCAAACAAGCCCAUUGCUUCUCUGACACCGAUGUUCAAUGGUAACUUCCGGUGAUGAUCGAGAUCCAGGGAAGACAGUCCCUGUUGUGUUCGUUUUCUCAAAUGACCAGAACUGCGAUUUUAUGGGGAAGCAACGAACCAUGGACGACACAGUUACCGGACAGUCGCGGGAACAAGCAUGGAUUGAUAUAUGGCCCCUUGAGGACCAAGUAAGGGAAGUCGGAAAAAUAUGGUUGACUCGCCGCGAACUCGAUGUAUUUCUUUCUCAAACCUUUGAAGGAAGUCUUCUUCUACCGACAGUUUGGGCUCAAGACACUCGGCAAUUUACUUAUAAGACCAGGGGACAACCCUUCCGAAACGCGUCUUGGAACCCGACCGCGUUCCUGGGGUUAACCCAACAUCGUGGUUGUUGUUGGACUGAGUUUGGGCAGUAUUGUCUUGAAACAUCACCAUGCCUCCUACUCCAUGGGGAUUUCAAUGUCCGACUGACGACUACCUCUAGCAUACGAUGCCAACAGCGGAUAGACACACCUCUGUCUUGUGAGAAAUACUAUCACACAGGCGGUCUUUAUGUUCUGGCCUCCAAAGCCACAGAAUCUUCCAGCUGCCUCAAGAGGGGAGCUUCAAGGAACCGGUAACACAGUCACUCGCGAAAGUGUGUCUGUACCUCAGGUUGAGUGGGCUUGAGGUCACACUGAUGAGGAGCUAGAAAACUCGAGCUUGGAGGCUGGUGUUUCGACCUUCCAUCUGGUUGAUGCCUGCUUGCAAAAGUUGGUCUCCUGCAGAAUCGACCCCUCCAGGUC
This is a messenger RNA of Neurospora tetraspora, 977 nucleotides long. RefSeq lists its product as uncharacterized. The transcript has 2 exons. NCBI's taxonomy places the organism in Eukaryota, Fungi, Ascomycota, Sordariomycetes, Sordariales, Sordariaceae. The record is from RefSeq and is a predicted model, not a curated record. The coding region runs from base 213 to 812 and encodes 199 amino acids.